AUGGAUCAGAUUAUGAACAAGGUCGGCUCUUAUUGGUUAGGGAAAAAGGCUAACAAAGAGUUCAACUCCGUCGGUGACGAUUUCAAUUCAUUGUCUAGCAGUAUUGAAGGAGGUACCAAGUGGUUGGUCAACAAACUCAAAGGAAAAAUGCAGAAGCCAUUACCUGAGCUGCUGAAGGAAUUUGGUUUACCGGUUGGGAUCUUUCCACAGGAUGCUACAAACUACGAGUUCAAUGAAGAGACGGGGAAGUUGACUGUCUUCAUCCCUGAGACCUGCGAGGUCGGAUACAGAGACUCAUCGGUGCUAAGGUUUACGACUACGGUCACUGGUUAUCUGGAGAAAGGGAAGCUAGCUGAAGUGGAAGGCUUGAAAACAAAGGUGAUGAUUUGGGUGAAAGUGACUUAUAUCUCAGCAGAUGCGUCAAAGGUUUAUUUCAUGGCUGGGAUGAAGAGAAGCAGGAGCAGAGAUGCUUAUGAAGUGAUUAGGCCUGGUGUUGGUGUUGAUAAAUUCUAA
Microthlaspi erraticum is the source of this 513-nucleotide messenger RNA. NCBI's taxonomy places the organism in Eukaryota, Viridiplantae, Streptophyta, Magnoliopsida, Brassicales, Brassicaceae. The record is from the annotation of a GenBank genome assembly.